AAGAUCGAAAAGAAUGAAAAGCAUUCCAAGCCCAAGAAAAAAGGAACGAGGGGAAGAAUCGACAAGGAAUCCAUAAAAAAAAAAAGAAAAGAAAAUAGUGAAUGAAAAAAAAGCGUGACGAGAAUUCUCAACCCGAGAUGUUAGAAGGUGCAAAAUCAAUGGGUGCCGGAGCUGCUACAAUUGCUUCAGCGGGAGCUGCUGUCGGUAUUGGAAACGUAUUCAGUUCUUUGAUCCAUUCCGUGGCGCGAAAUCCAUCAUUGGCUAAACAAUUAUUUGGUUAUGCCAUUUUGGGCUUUGCUCUAACCGAAGCUAUUGCAUCGUUUGCCCCAAUGAUGGCCUUUCUGAUCCCUCCGUUGUUUUCUUUUCCUCCCGCACCUUUUUCCUCGAAAUGAGAAAGAAGAUGGUAC
Messenger RNA from Hibiscus syriacus, 407 nucleotides. Its product is annotated as ATP synthase subunit 9, mitochondrial. Gene Ontology annotation, molecular function: proton transmembrane transporter activity. NCBI's taxonomy places the organism in Eukaryota, Viridiplantae, Streptophyta, Magnoliopsida, Malvales, Malvaceae. The coding region runs from base 102 to 392 and encodes 96 amino acids. The record is from RefSeq and is a predicted model, not a curated record. The transcript has a single exon. Gene Ontology annotation, biological process: proton transmembrane transport; proton motive force-driven ATP synthesis.